AUGCCGACCUGUCAGCCCGAUGCCGUCACAAGACGCGAGAUUUUCAAGUGGUGUGGCAAGCUGACCAGCCACUAUCCUGUCGGCUCCUGGCUGCGCCUGGCGUGCAGUUAUCUGAAGCGUCUGUCUAGCCUUCAGCCUGGAUGGGACGAUCCAGUGUCUCAUGAAGUCGUCGCUUGUUGUGCGGAAGUCAUUCACCGUCUGCAGACCGAUGACCCUGCGCAAGGUGUGUGGUCAGUUCCUGAAGACGCACAGUGGUCGUUGUGGUGUGAUGCUUCGGACAUCGCACAUGGUGCUGUCAUUCAGGCCGAUAGUAUGAUUGUCGAGGAUGGCUGCUGGCUGCGGCAGAAGGACGACCGGCGACACAUUAACAUCGCUGAGCGUGACGCCGUGAUCAAGGGGUUGCACCUUGCCAUGCAGUGGCAAGUGAAGGAGCUCACACUAUUCACCGAUUCCAAGACUGUGGCUGCUUGGUUGCAAUCGGUGCUUGGCAAGGUGUCUUGUGUUCGCGUCAGCGGCCUGCAGCAGGUACUUGUACAGCGCCGUCUCCAGAUUAUCACUGAUCUCGUCGCUGUCACGGGCUUGACAGUCAAGGUCCAGUGGAUCAGCAGUCAGCAGAACAAGGCGGAUCAAUUGACCCGUGUUCCCAGCAGCUGGAUCCGAUGUGGCAAGACGCUCCUUUCUCGGAUUGCACCGUCCGUCACCGCUGCGGUGGUGACCGUUAGUCCAUUCUCAUUGGACAGAGUAUGUGCUGCUCAGAAUGCAGAUCCUAAGAUUGUUGCGACUCGCCAGCAAGUCAUCGAUGGUGACCCAGUUACUGAUCCUGCGUUGGUCAAGGUCAAGUCACAGCUCGUAGUCCAUGAUGGUAUGCUGUGUCGAAGUGUGAAGUUGCCGCCCAAUGAUGCAGUCGUCAUUCCUGUUAUUCCUAGUUCACUCGAGCCCGAUGUCGUUCGUGCUGCUCAUGUGAACUGUGGUCAUGCGUCUUGGGAGGGUACAUGGCGCUUUCUUCGCUCGAAGUGCUAUUUCCCGAACAUGGCUGCCAAUGUCAGCAGUUUUUUUGUGCGCCACUGUUUGCCGUGUGCUGCUGCGUUUCGGCGGAUGCCAGUCGCCCUGUGGUGGCUGAUGGCCCAAUGGAGUGUUGUAGUAAUAGAUACUCUGGAACUGGGCGUCGAUCAGAGUGGAGAGUACCAUUGUGUUCUCGUCUGCAUGGACACUUUCACCAAGUGGGUGGAAGUGGUUCUGCUCUGUCAACAUGACGCGGCAUCAGUGGCCGAGGCAUUUGUCGGCCUGUGUACGCGGUGGGGCCCGCCCCGAGUGGUCCGCUGUGAUAAUGGCACGGAAUUCAUCAACGCCGUGAUGUCAUCGCUGUUUGACACGUUUGGUGUGACAGUGCUCAACGGUGCCGUGCGUCAUCCCCUAUUACAGGGAUCGGUUGAGCGAUUUAACCGCACUCUCCUUACCUUAAUUCGGAAGGUGUUGGAUGAGGCUGAUGAUUGGCGAUCUGAGCUGGACGUGUUACUGUAUUUCGACCGUAUUCAUCCGCACUCUGUCCUCAAGAUUUCUCCUAUGCGUGCGAUGCUUGGCUGGGAGCCCUCCGGUGUGCUCUUGUCGGCUACUCCUGGGCUGGGCCGGACUCCAUCUGAUCUUGAACGCCAGGCUGCUCGGAUCCGUGAUUUUGUGGAAGCUGAGCUGUCCUCCAAGGACUUUGUUGAGUCUGAAGCUGAUAACUGUCUGUUCGCCGUUGGUGAUGCCGUUCUUCUACGUCGUGAAGUAGAGUAA
Messenger RNA from Sycon ciliatum, 1776 nucleotides. RefSeq lists its product as uncharacterized. The record is from RefSeq and is a predicted model, not a curated record. The transcript has a single exon. Gene Ontology annotation, biological process: DNA integration. NCBI's taxonomy places the organism in Eukaryota, Metazoa, Porifera, Calcarea, Leucosolenida, Sycettidae. Gene Ontology annotation, molecular function: RNA-DNA hybrid ribonuclease activity; nucleic acid binding. Bases 1 to 1776 code for a protein of 591 amino acids.